This is a messenger RNA of Cynara cardunculus var. scolymus (artichoke), 1641 nucleotides long. RefSeq names its product beta-1,6-galactosyltransferase GALT29A. The record is from RefSeq and is a predicted model, not a curated record. Bases 282 to 1457 code for a protein of 391 amino acids. The transcript has a single exon. Gene Ontology annotation, molecular function: sialyltransferase activity. Lineage: Eukaryota; Viridiplantae; Streptophyta; Magnoliopsida; Asterales; Asteraceae.
UGGUUUUUGCCCACUAUUUCUACCACAUCUCCUUCUACCUUUCAUAUCCACUUCCUAGAUUCUAUCGAUUUUCAGAUUCUCUGAUCCAAUCUCAUUCAUUCAUGAUACAUAUUGGUUGCUGAAGGUUUUGUAAUUUGGUGGAUUUUGAAACAAUGAAGAAGAAUCGAAGAGGUAUGAUUUGCUUACACUCGAUUAGUUUACAAGCUAUGACCGCCAUGGAUUAGAAUUUCUUCCACUCCGGAUCUGUGGAAACGACGUUGACUAAAGAGAAAAAGGGGAUAAUGAUGAAGAGAUCAGUGCGUCCGAUAUUCAGUUUAGUGUUUCUUGUUGCCGCUGCCGCCACUCUCUGCUUUCGAAUCAUGGUUUCCGGCGGCGGAGAAGUGUUUUCGCCGAAAAACGUGGGCGAAGCAGCUCAGAAGCCUUCUCCGGUCUUUAAUGCAACAUUAUUGAGGUUUGCUGCGGUUGAUUUAGCUGAAGAUUCGUUGAGGCAAGAUGUCGAACAGUUGGUGAAUGGUAAUUUCCGAGGUUCGGAGAGCGGUCGCCAUCGUUCAUUUCUGUGGUCAGGGCGAUACCGUCUAGAUAUUCGAGCUAGGUCUGCUAAGGGUGUUCCAGUACAGCUCAGGUCACCGGAUUUCUACCGGCUCUGGUUGGAUUUCCGGCGAUAUUUGCAGACCUGGUGGCGCAACCACCGGUUCCAUCCUGAUGUAAUGUCAGAUAUGGUGAAUGUUGUUAAGAUUCUGAAGACCGGUGUAAACGACACUGAUUUGAAGUCAGGGAUGAAGUAUAAAACCUGUGCUGUAGUGGGUAAUAGUGGGAUCUUGCUGAAAACCGAUCUUGGUGAUGUGAUUGAUGGCCAUGAGUUCGUUAUCCGAUUAAACAACGCAAGAACCCGUGGGUUUGAACGCAAUGUGGGUUCGAAGACGAGCCUUUCAUUCGUGAACAGCAACAUUCUACACAUAUGUGCGCGAAGAGAAGGUUGUUUUUGUCACCCAUAUGGAGAAAAAGUGCCUAUAAUGAUGUACAUGUGUCAAAUGAUCCAUUUUCUUGAUUAUGUGGUCUGUAAUUCUUCGCGUAAGGUGCCAUUGAUGAUCACAGACCCACAAUUUGAUGUGUUAUGUGCGCGAAUUGUGAAGUAUUAUUCGGUUUCAAGGUUUUUGAAAGAGACCGACAAGCCAUUAGAGGCAUGGGCUGGUUCUCAUGAUGGAUCUAACUUCCAUUAUUCUUCAGGUAUGCAGGCUGUUAUGCUUGCUAUUGGGAUAUGUGAUAAAGUUAGCAUUUUUGGGUUUGGGAAAUCGGAGUCGUCUAAGCAUCAUUAUCACACUAAUCAGAAAGGGGAGCUUCAUUUGCACGAUUAUCAAGCGGAAUACGAUUUGUAUCAGGAUCUGGUGGAGAGACCUGAUGCAAUACCGUUCAUUUCAGAUAAGUUCAAGUUCCCUCCUGUUGUUAUACAUAGAUGACACGUCUCCAUACACGUUACAAGUAGUUUGCGUUUAUUGAAUUAGUUGUCUGUUUUUUGUGAAAUUGUGAUUGUAAGUGUCCCUUAGGGAAUCAAUGAUACCAGCAAAAGAAUGGUAAUUGAAUACAAGAUGUAGAAGUAACAGUGAAUUUGAAGAAAUUCAUGUUUCUUGUGAUUUGGAUCUA